CAUAGACAAGGGCAAAAACUAAUUUGUAUUCUUUGUCUUACCUGUAUUUUCUCUCUUACUUAAAAAUAUUUAUUAGCUUGAUAGAGAAAAAAGUUGAUGGACUGAGAGAUAGAGAGCUUUGACACAUUAAUUCACUUCCUAGAUAACCAUACCAAACAGGUGGGGCAGGACUGAAGCCAGGAUUGAGGAAUGGAAUCUAGGCCUCCUUCAUUGGUGACAUCACCAUUGCUUCCCCAGGUUUGCAUUAUCUGGGAGCUAGAAACUACAGCUGGCAUUGGAAGUCAUGGACACUCUGAGGUGGCAUCAUAAACAACACUAAGCUAAAUGUCUGCCCUGUCUUUUAAUAUAUUUUUUCUCUGACAUAUUGGAAAUGAUAUGCAUGGUGUUUUCCUGGAAAUUGUUUUCUGUUCAUUCCCAUCAUAGUUUCACUGAUGGUUUCUUGCCUUUUUUUCUCGAUGCUUCUACAUACUUCUCCUUAACAUUGCCCAGUCAAGAGUCAGUAUUGCCCCUCUUCUAGCCUGCUGUGCAAUUCCCCUUGAAUGAUGUGGCAUUUGUGAUUUGAACCUCCUGUUUCCCUCUAGGUUGGGCAUUUCUCACAGCCUGUAGAUCAUGGGUUUGACUCUGUUGAAUGCUCUGUGUGGCUUUCUAAACACUCAACAAGUCUAAUGUGAAACCAUAUCCUUCCUUUUUUCCUUCAUAUCCAUACACAACUGUCAGUGUUUAUUUUGUGAUAGAGUUAACAUGUUGACUGGAAGUGUAUUAUUAUAGGUGAUGACAGCAUUUGAAGACCUGGCUGUGUACUUUACGUGGGAGGAAUGGCAGAACAUGAACAAUGCUCAGAAGAUCCUGUACAGAGAUGUUAUGCUGGAGACCUACAGCAACCUGUUCUCCUUGGGGCACUGCAUUACCAAACCUGACUUGAUCUUCAAGUUGGAGCAAGGAGAAGAGCCAUGGAUGGUGGAUGAAUGCUUGAAUCAGAGCCUUUCAGUGGGCAUGAAAAGGGAUGACCUGAUUAGGAUCAACCAGGAAAGUCAGGACAACAAUCUGAAUCAGGAUUUUAUGAAAAAUAAGAAGACAUCAGCUCUCAAGAGAGUUGAAUUAAGAAAAACACUUAGUUUAAAUUCAAGCCAUAUUCCAACACUGAUUAUUCAAAAGGGAAUCUAUUCAGGAUUGAAGCCUGAGGAAUGGAAUAAAUGUCACACUGUGUAUCCCCACAGUGGGCCUGAUCAACUACAGGCUGGAGAGAAAUUUGAUAACACUAAGAUACCUGGAAAAUCUCUCCAGUUCUGUGAGCCUCUUGGUCAGCUUGACAAUAUUCACAUGAUGAAGCAGACAUUUGGACCCACUGGACAAGCAAAAGUCUUCACAAGAAAGAUGUUCUAUAAAUCUGAGAGGGUUCAUAUGGCAGAAAACUGUAAUAAGUCAACUGUCACUUUUGGAAAAGCAACGCAAAUAGAAAAAGCUAUCCAUGAAAAUUCUAGCCUCAAUAUGCAUCAACAAACUCACACAAGAAAGAAAUUUUAUAAGUACAUUAUGUAUGUUGAACCUGUCAUUCACCAGUCACAUCUUGCAAUAAACCAAAGACUAAAUACAAGGGAAAAACUUUACACAUGUAAACCUUGUGGAAAAUCACUCAGUUUGAAUUCACCUUCUGAAUGUAAUGACUGUGGAAAAGCCUUUGGACAAAAGUCAGUCCUCAGGAAACAACAGAAAGUUCACAGAGGGGAGAAACCUCAUGAAUGUAGUGACUGUGGAAAAGCCUUUACACAAAAGUCAUACCUCAUACACCAUCAGCGAAUUCACACAGGAGAGAAACUUCAUAAAUGCCUUCACUGUGGAAAAGGCUUUCUGUGGAAGUCAGACCUCAUAGUACACCAGAGAAAUCACACAGGGGAGAAACCUCAUAAAUGUAAUGACUGUGGAAAAGCCUUUGGACGAAAGUCAGACCUCAUCAUACACCAGCAAAUUCACACCGGAGAGAAACCUCAUAAAUGUAAUGACUGUGGAAAAGCCUUUGGAAAAAAGUCAGCCCUCCUCAUACAUCAGCGAAUUCACACAGGGGAGAAACCUCAUAAAUGUAAUGACUGUGGAAAAGCCUUUGGACGAAAGUCACACCUCAUCAUCCACCAGCAAAUUCACACAGGGGAGAAACCUCAUACAUGUAAUGACUGUGGAAAAGCCUUUGGACACAACUCAAGCCUCAGGAAACAUCAGCAAAUUCACACGGGGCAGAAACCUCAUAAAUGUAAUGACUGUGGAAAAGCCUUUGGACAAAAUUCACACCUCAUCAUACACCAACGAAUUCACACAGGGGAGAAGCCUCAUACAUGUAAUGACUGUGGAAAAGCCUUUGGACAAAAGUCAGCCCUCCUCAUACAUCAGCGAAUUCACACAGGGGAGAAACCUCAUAAAUGUAAUGACUGUGGAAAAGCCUUUGGACACAACUCAGGCCUCAGGAAACAUCAGCAAACUCACACAGGGCAGAAACCUCAUAAAUGUAAUGACUGUGGAAAAGCCUUUGGACAAAAUUCACACCUCAUCAUACACCAACGAAUUCACACAGGGGAGAAACCUCAUACAUGUAAUGACUGUGGAAAAGCCUUUGGACGAAAGUCAGCCCUCCUCAUACAUCAGCAAAUUCACACAGGGCAGAAACCUCAUAAAUGUAAUGACUGUGGAAAAGCCUUUGGACGAAAGUCAAUCCUCAUCAUACACCAGCAAAUUCACACAGGGGAGAAACGUCAUAAAUGUAAUGACUGUGGAAAAGCCUUUGGACACAACUCAGGCCUCAGGAAACAUCAGCAAAUUCACACCGGAGAGAAACCUCAUAGAUGUAAUGACUGUGGAAAAGCCUUUGGACGAAAGUCAGCCCUCCUCAUACAUCAGCGAAUUCACACAGGGGAGAAACCUCAUAAAUGUAAUGACUGUGGAAAAGCCUUUGGACAAAAGUCAGCCCUCCUCAUACAUCAGCGAAUUCACACAGGGGAGAAACCUCAUAAAUGUAAUGACUGUGGAAAAGCCUUUGGACGAAAGUCACACCUCAUCAUCCACCAGCAAAUUCACACAGGGGAGAAACCUCAUAAAUGUAAUGACUGUGGAAAAGCCUUUGGACAAAAGUCAGCCCUCCUCAUACAUCAGCGAAUUCACACAGGGGAGAAACCUCAUAAAUGUAAUGAGUGUGGAAAAGCCUUUGGACGAAAGUCACACCUCAUCAUACACCAACGAAUUCACACAGGGGAGAAACCUCAUAAAUGUAAUGACUGUGGAAAAGCCUUUGGACAAAGGUCAGCCCUCCUCAUACAUCAGCGAAUUCACACAGGAGAGAAACCUCAUAAAUGUAAUGACUGUGGAAAAGCCUUUGGACAAAAGUCAGCCCUCCUCAUACAUCAGCGAAUUCACACAGGGCAGAAACCUCAUAAAUGUAAUGACUGUGGAAAAGCCUUUGGACGAAAGUCACACCUCAUCAUACACCAGCAAAUUCACACAGGGGAGAAACCUCAUAAAUGUAAUGACUGUGGAAAAGCCUUUGGACACAAGUCAGGCCUCAUGAUACAUCAGCGAAUUCACACAGGGGAGAAACCUUAUGAAUGUAAUGACUGUGGAAAAGCCUUUGGAUGAAAGACAAACCUCAUAUCACAGCAGAGAAUUCACACAGGGUAUAAAACUCAUGACUGUAAUAACUGUGGAGAGCAAUUAGCCGUAAGUCAACCUUCAUCAUGCAUCAGAGAAUUCACACAGGGCAGAAACAUUAUGAAUGUAAUGACUGGAAAAGCCUUUGGACAAAAGUCACACCUCAUAAUGCACCAGAGAAUGCACACAGUAUUGAAACUUCAUGAGUGUAAUGACUGGAAAAACUUAAGUUCCAACUCCAAAUGCAUCAGAGGAUUCACACAGGGAAAUAACCUUAUAAAUGUAAUGACUGCAGAAAAUCCUUUUUCUGUAAGUUAUACUCAUAUCAAAACAAUUCACACAGGGCAGCACUUCAGGUCAGGGCAUUAACCUGCUGUGACACAGUGCUGGCCCCUGUAGUACACUUUUGUAUUAAUUUAACUUAUAAUUUUUUAUAACCUUUUUUGUUGCAUUAUUCCCUGCUCCUGCAGGUGGCCCUCAUUUUUAUUGAAAAUGUGUAUUUUUAUUCCUUCCAAUUUACAAAGUCCUUUCUGGAUUGAUAUAAAUCUGAUUUACAUUCAGUUAGUUCCUCAGGAUACCCUCAGGAGGAACACUUUUCCUAGGUUGCUUGGCUAUCCCAUGAUAACAGGGCUACAAAUGCUAUGAUGCAUCUAGCUUCAGUAGCUCUUUUAUUUCCCAUCUAGAUAAUAGCUGUGCAACUAAUCCAUUCCACCUCCAUUACUACCCAUAAGAAAUAGCUCUUCAUCCCUGUUUAAGUCCCCACAGCUUCUUGCAAGUGUUCAUCAAAUUAAAUCUUAUUAUAAACAGAUUUAAUAGAAAAUGAAUGAUGUAGCUGCUGGUAGUUUCAGUGAGGUUGAAUGAUUUGCUGGACUGCUGUUUUGUCUGGGUUAUCUUUCAUAUUACUUAGAACUAAUUUUUCACAAUAUUACUUGCCUGAGCACUUUUUCCUAGGCUCCCAGCUAAACAGGUGUUUGAAGACUAGGUUUACUGUUAAUUCUCACUAAGGACAGAGGUCCCACAUUGAGAGCACAGAUCCUUAUGUGGUCCUUGGGACAUAGUGAAUAUUAUACCCACUUGAUUUAGUACUCAGGCACUGGUCUCCAUUGAAGAGAAGAACUCAGCUGAACAGAAUAUAACUCAUUUCUGAUUCAAAAAAGAUUUACCAUGCCAAACCUGGGUGUGUCACCUUAGACAUACCCUUUCCCCUUGAAAACUGAACAGAGCUCUCUGGCCACACCCACUACAAGCCUCUAGAGAUUCAGUAAAAGCAGAAAGUCCAUUUAUCUACAGUCAUAAUACAAUGAUAAAAACUGCCAGAAAAAAAAAAAAAAAACGAGUAUUUCCACAAAUGCCAAAUGGAAGAAGCAAGAAUAAGGAAAACAUCAUCAUGCUCCCAAAAGAAUAUGGCAUUUCAAUACUAGGUCAUGAAGAUGAUGAGAGAAGAAAUGCAAGAAAUAGAACUCAAAAAUUUGGUCAUAAGAUUACAUAGAAGUAAUCAAAAGCAAAUGCACAAACUACUGAAAUCCAUGAAGGACAUGAAAGAAAAUCUCUCCCAUGAAGUAAAAAUAUCAGGAGGAAUCAAGAUGAAAUGAAGAAUUCAACAGAAUAUGAAACUGAGAUAUUAAAAGAAAUCAAAAUGAAAUGAAGAACUCAAUACAACAAAUAAAUGCAGUGGAGAGCCUUAAAAAUAGAAUCAGUGAGGCGGAAAAGAGAAUACCAGACUUAGUAGACAGUACAGGAAAGUAUACAGUCAUACCAAACAUAAGAACAGGAGAUUAGAAACAUCCUUGCCAUAACACAUUGUAAUCAAACUGCCACAGUGAAACAAAAAGAGAAGAAUCUAAAACGUGUAAGAGAGAAACAUCAGAUUACUCUCAGAGGAUCUCCAAUUAGACUCACAGCAGACUUCUCAUCAGAAACCCUGCAGGCUAAGAGAAAAUGGCAAAAUCUAGCCCAAGUCCUAAGAGAAUAAAGCUGUCAUCCCAGAUUAUUAUACCCUGCAAAGCUCUCGUUUGUGAAUGAAGGUGAAAUAAAGACCUUUCAUAACAAACAGAAAUUGAAAGAAUUUGCCACCACUUGCCCAGACCAGCAAGAUUUCUUCUUUUUAUUCCACUGUGGUGGAUUUUAUUUUUGUACUAUGACUCUAGAUAAGUGGACUUUCUGCCUUCACUGAAUCUCUGGAGGCUUGUAGUGGGUGUGGCCAGAGAACUCUUCAGUCUCCAGGGUUAAGGGUAUACCUCAGGUGGGCAUGUUAAGUCUUAUUUCUCCUUUUUUUAAUCAGAAGGGAAGUAUAUUAUGCUCAGAACUGGAAAGUGAGGUGAGACAAGAUCACAGUAGCCUGAGCCACCAGCAAAAAUGUGGAGAGACACCAGCUAAUCAAUCAGGCUAUUUGGGUUAUAUUACAGGUAUUGUUAAAAUGUGAAGUCAUGCUAAAUUUUAAGUUUUGAUAAUAUAAAAUGCCACUGAUACAAAUGUCUGAAAGUUAAAAAGUCUAAUGAUCUUGUGUUACUAGACACGAUGGUUAUCUUAAUGAGAAAGGCCCAGAGGCCUAAAAGAAUUAAAUGUUUUGUAAAAUCCUACAGGUGCUUUUGAAAAUACUGUGUAAAGUAAGCAAAUGUCUCUUGUUGGUUAAUGAGUUUAUCAUGUUAAACAUAGCUAUUUAAAAUCUUUUCUCAUCCACAGUUUUGUAUAUCAGAUUUGCUGCUCUAAACUAAAACAUUGUUGGUUCUGUGUUUAGCUGCCGUCCUAUAGGUUCUGAUGGAUUUUUCCCAGCCACUUCUAUUGAAUUCAGUAAUUUUGAAUUGUUCUGUAAACAGAUGAAGUGAAUAAUGCACUACAGGUUCCAACUGGAAGAAAGUAUGGUUAAUCAAGUUUACCAAGAACAGAAAGUAAUUUUAAUUGGUUGGUAAUAAAAAAAUCAGCUAAAGAUUUUAGGAAACUAUUACUAAAACUUCUUUAUUGUUCUACCUUGUAUGUUGUGUUAUGUGUGUGUUCAUAUUGUAUGUCUACAUGGGAAAAUUUAUUUUGAGCUCUAUCUUAAUUGGUUUAUAAAGGAAAGAUUGCUCAUAAAUUUAAUAGCUAAAAUUAAUUGAAGAUACAUUUGAUUCACGUGACCUAAUUGUCAGAUGUUUUAAAUUUGUUGAUAGAAACUAAAAAAUGUUUUAUGUUUCUGUUUGCUGUUUAAACAAGCCACUUCAUAUUAGAUAUUUAAGAUAUAUUUAAAUACAUGUAUUAAAAUUUAUAGAAGGCAUUGGACCUACACUAAUUAUUUUAUAAGCUAUUAUUUAAUGGUCAAAACCACUUGCUAAGAUUCAAUUUGAUAUUGUCAGUGAGCAUUCUGGCAAGCCUGACUUGCUCCCACAUUUCUCUAGAUGGGACACUGACUCUGUCCUGAGGGAUUCCUCAAGAUGUAGUUUGAUUUUUAGAUCUUAUGAAAGGAGUGACUAACAUAUUCUGUGUAACAAUAUAGCCAAAAUGAGAGCUUAAAUCAUAAUUUCGCAGCUGGAUUUACUUCACCAAGGGAACCCA
Oryctolagus cuniculus (rabbit) is the source of this 7158-nucleotide messenger RNA. NCBI's taxonomy places the organism in Eukaryota, Metazoa, Chordata, Mammalia, Lagomorpha, Leporidae. The record is from RefSeq and is a predicted model, not a curated record.